Messenger RNA from Dioscorea cayenensis subsp. rotundata (Guinea yam), 2540 nucleotides. Its product is annotated as inorganic pyrophosphatase TTM2-like. Gene Ontology annotation, molecular function: ATP binding; kinase activity. The coding region runs from base 265 to 2238 and encodes 657 amino acids. Gene Ontology annotation, cellular component: cytoplasm. The transcript is spliced from 12 exons. Lineage: Eukaryota; Viridiplantae; Streptophyta; Magnoliopsida; Dioscoreales; Dioscoreaceae. The record is from RefSeq and is a predicted model, not a curated record.
AAAAGCGCUUUCUCGCGACCCCUUUCUCUCAAUCCUUCUUCAACCUCGGAGAGCGAGAGCUCUCUCCUUCUCUUCAUCUCCCAACUCUCCUCUCCUCUUUGACGGCCUCCUGAAUCCACUCUCUCAACCCUAACCCCAUUAUCUCUCUUAUCUCGCCGUCGAUCGCCGUUACAUUGUGCUGCAAGCUCGCGCUUCGUCGUGCCAUUGCCGCUUCACGAUCUCAAUCGGAUUUUUGAUAAUAAGACAUUGUACAACUUCUUGUACAUGGCUCAAGAUGCUGCUAUUGUGGAUUCACCUCGUCGGAGGCAAGGGCUUUUAAGAGAUCAGGUUCAAUUGGUUAAAAGAAGGGAUUGUGAUCGCUACGAAAUAGCGCCUAUCCAAGAAUCACUUUCCUUUGAAAAAGGUUUCUUCAUAGUUAUUCGUGCUUGCCAGUUGUUGGCCCAGAAAAAUCAAGGAAUUAUUCUUGUUGGAGUUGCUGGUCCUUCUGGGGCAGGGAAGACUGUAUUCACAGAGAAAGUUCUCAAUUUCAUGCCAAGCAUUGCUGUUAUUUCUAUGGAUAACUAUAAUGAUGCUAGUCGUAUUAUUGAUGGCAACUUUGAUGAUCCACGGCUAACAGACUAUGACACAUUGCUGGAAAAUAUUCGUGGUUUGAAAGAGGGGAUGCCUGUCCAAGUGCCUAUAUAUGAUUUCAAGUCAAGCAGCCGCAUAGGAUACAGGACGGUUGAAGUCCCGAGCUCUCGUAUUGUUGUAAUUGAAGGCAUUUAUGCGUUGAGUGAAAAAUUGAGGCCUUAUUUAGACUUGAGAGUUUCUGUGACAGGUGGUGUGCAUUUUGAUCUUGUAAAAAGAGUUUUGAGGGAUAUACAACGAGCUGGUCAGGAACCAGAAGAAAUAAUUCAUCAGAUAUCUGAAACGGUAUAUCCGAUGUAUAAGGCUUUCAUUGAACCAGAUCUGCAAACUGCACAUAUAAAAAUAAUUAACAAGUUCAAUCCAUUCUCGGGGUUCCAGAAUCCCACUUAUGUUCUUAAGUCACCAAAGGCUUUGUCAAUUGAUCAAAUCAAGGCUGUAAUUUCGGAAAAUUUCACAGAAAGUAGGGAGGAGACUUAUGAUAUAUAUCUCCUACCACCUGGUGAAGAUCCAGAAGCAUGCCAGUCUUAUCUUAGGAUGCGAAACCGGGAUGGAAAGUACAACCUCAUGUUUGAGGAAUGGGUCACUGAUAGUCCCUUCAUCAUAUCGCCAAGGAUCACUUUUGAAGUCAGUGUGCGUCUUCUUGGUGGUUUGAUGGCCUUGGGAUAUACAAUUGCGGCCAUCUUGAAAAGAAGCAGCCAUGUAUUUUCUGAUGAAAGGGUGACAAUAAAAAUUGAUUGGUUAGAACAGUUGAACAGAAAAUAUGUCCAGGUUCAAGGAAGAGAUAGACUACUUGUCAGAAAUGUUGCAGAGCUGCUGGGUUUGGAAGGUUCUUAUAUUGCACGGACUUACAUAGAGCAAAUUCAACUUGAAAAGCUUGUAAACGAAGUUAUGGCCUUGCCAGAUGAUUUGAAGACAAAACUUAGCAUAGAUGAUGACAUGGUAUCAAGCCCAAAAGAAGCACUUUCUCGUGCCUCUGCUGAUAGAGUCGCCAUGAGAAACAAGCACCUAAAGAGCACUGGUAUGGCUCGCUCUUUCUCAACUCACCGAGACGAGCAUUUGGCUAAACUUACCAGACUAACUGUAGGGAACAACAAAUAUGAAGGCCGCAACUCUGAAUCACCUUCAAUCAAUUCGGGUGUUAUUACACAACUUUCAGAACAGAUAUCAACGUUGAAUGAGAGAAUGGAUGAAUUUACAAACCGGAUUGAAGAACUAAAUUCCAAGUUUAGCAUGAGAAAGCCUACCAUGAGCCAACAGAACUUGGCUCUUCAAGCUGAUGCCUGCAAUGGUUCAGGACCUACAUCUCUGUUUGUGUCUGGAUUAGGCAAUGGUACCUUGUUACCCAAUUCGUCAUCUUCUUCCCAACUAAAAGACUUUUCUCUGGUUGAGGAGAUGGUGGUAAUUGCACGGGGACAGCGGCAGAUCAUGCAUCAAUUAGACAACCUAUCGAACUUGCUUCAUGAGCAUCUGGCUUCACUGACUCAACCCCGAAGAAUUGAUACCCAAAGCAGCAGGAUAUUUGAUGCAGACUCUAUCGGUAACUCGCUCAUUAUUUUGUUGGCAGUUGGCGGACUAGGAAUUUUCUUGCUUAAGGGUUUAAAUCGGAAUUAAAUACAAAUCGGAAAACCGAAAGUACCAUAUAGAACACAGGAACACUUACAGGUUGCAAGAUACUUGUCAAGUAUCUGUGUUUUCUGCCGAGCACAACCGAAAUUGCAAUUUUUACCAUGCUCUUAUGUCUUGGCGAUAUUAACAUGAAUACUAACCCGUCUUAAAGAUAUAUUUUUAAGACGAACAUCGCCCGCGAUGAGUCUGAUUGAUCUUUUAGCGUAGUGUACCUAAGUUUUGUAAUAUGUUAGCAGUGGAUUUCUCAACACUUGAGAAUAAAUACGUGGUAUAUUCACGUUAAAUUU